Molecule: messenger RNA, 513 nt
Organism: Fusarium venenatum
Lineage: Eukaryota; Fungi; Ascomycota; Sordariomycetes; Hypocreales; Nectriaceae
Product: Mss4-like protein
Cellular component (GO): cytoplasm
Molecular function (GO): calcium ion binding
Source: RefSeq, a predicted model, not a curated record
AUGCUUAUCUACAAGGACAUCCUCAACGGUGACGAGCUCAUCUCCGACUCCUACGACCUCAAGGAGGUCGAUGGCAUCGUCUACGAGGCCGACUGCGCCAUGAUCGAGGAGGGUGGUGUCAACGUUGAUAUCGGUGCCAACGCUUCCGCUGAGGAGGCUGCUGAGGAUCUCGACGACACCGUGGUCAAGGUCAACAACAUUGUCAGCUCCUUCCGUCUUCAGAGCACCUCCUUCGACAAGAAGAGCUACCUGACCUACCUCAAGGGUUACAUGAAGCGCGUUAAGGCUGCCCUCCAGGAGAAGAAUGCUUCCGAAGACGAGGUCAAGGCCUUCGAGACCGGCGCUUCCAAGUUCGUCAAGGACAAGCUUCUCCCCAACUUCAAGGAUUUCGAGUUCUACACUGGCGAGUCUAUGGACCCCGAUGCCAUGGUUGUCCUCCUCAACUACCGUGAGGACGGUGUUACCCCUUACAUCAUCGUCUGGAAGCACGGCGUCACUGAGAUGAAGGUCUAA